AUGCAUGUUUGCUACAGAAACAAAAACAAACACGAUUCAGCAACUAGACGAAUUUAACUAAUAAAGCGACGCAAAAUUCACAGACAGCAAAAAAAAAAAAAACAUAAAAACAAUUGUAUAAGAAACCUGUUUUCACGUUAAAGGUGAUGUUGUUCGUCAGCUCCACUAAAUCGGAUAUGCUCUAUGCACUCAGUAGUUUAGUUUGAUUGACAGUAACACCAAGAAGAUCUAAGCUGAAAGAUGGUGAGAGCCUAGUGGCAAAUUGCUUACUUGCAUUUUAAAGUGAAAAAUUCAACUAUACACAGUGCAAUUCUUUUGAGAAAGCAUAAAGAACAGCUGGCGGUGAAGUCAGCAGCAGGGAAUUUGUUAUAUGCAACAGCUGGUCAAGGAAACCGGCUUUUUAUGCACAGUAACCUUGGCGAAUUGACAUUCACCUGUAUGGAUCAUGUACCGUCUUAAAUAAACAAUGCUUUGCUGCAACUACAAUUUAAAGCAAUAGUAAAAGUUGGCGUGGCAAACAAGUCGCUGCAAUUUCUACGAAUGUACUUAAAUAGGAAAGUUAUAUAAAAAAAGCUGUGAAAAAUGUAUCUCAAUUAUCUUAUAAUACUCAAGCUUCUAAGUCAACUCACGUAUUCGUGUGUAAAUGCCGAUUUUACACCCGGAUCUAUGCAGCAUACACCAAUACCUCUGCCAAAUUUACCAGCAGAGCAUUUAAUACGCUACCUUAAUACCUUCCCGCAAGUACGUGAACAUUGUGUCAAAAAUGAAGAUUGUCUACGCAUAAUUCGUAGUAACGCCUCCACGAAUAGCUUAAAUGACGAAUUUAUAUCCACAUUGGACACCCUAACCGCAUGUUGGGGUCAUGAACUUGACUGUGAUGCGAAUAAACGUUUUCAGACGCCCACUUGUCCGGGCGAACACCACGGUUGGGUGCAAAGCAAAACUGCACAAGUGAAUACAUUCUACAAUCAAGCCGAUUUUGGUUAUAUACAAAAUCAAAUCAACGAAUUGUCACUUAUAUGUGAGCCACAUUACAUCACCGAUUCCUCGCUAGAAUGUAGCAAAUAUCUGCGCUUUUGUCGCGGACGCAAUUUGCUCUUUGACUUUCGCGACUUAGCGCAACGAAAGGAAUUAAUACGAUAUCAUAUGGAUGUGCUGAAACCACACCAGUUGUUAGGACAUUGCCAGUUCAAUCGUACACGUUUAGAGGCCGAAUUGGACCAUAUGGGGGCACUGCAGUCUUGGGCGCCGGAAUUGCGAAAUUUCGGGGAACUACCCACGUCACUAAUGACAAGUGGUGCGUGUGAUUUAGUCAUUGAUACGCCCACAUUUAUUCUGAAAAUCGAUGCUACAUAUAAUAUGUAUCAUCAUUUCUGCGAUUUUUUCAAUUUGUACGCAUCGCUUUUCGUAAAUCAAUCACACCCGCUAGCGUUUCAUACAGACUCUCGCAUUUUGAUUUGGGAAACAUACCCCUACGAUUCGCCAUUUGCUGAGACAUUUAAGGCAUUUUCCGACAAUCCAAUAUGGACAUUAAAUGAUUUUAAAGGAAAACGUGUAUGUUUUCGGAAUGUGGUGUUGCCUCUUUUACCACGUAUGAUAUUUGGCUUGUUUUAUAAUACGCCGCUGAUUCAUGGCUGUCAAGGUAGUGGUUUAUUUCGUGCCUUUUCCGAAUUCAUUUUACAUCGCUUACAAAUACCUUUCCGUCCACCUAGACCACAAACUAAAUUACGUAUUACAUUCUUAUCACGUCGCACAAAGUAUAGGCAAGUUUUAAAUGAGGAUCAGUUGCUCGAAGAAAUCGGUGCGAACAGCAGCUAUCACGUGCAACGUAUUUCGUUUGAAAGGGGUCUCUCCUUCAGUCAGCAAUUGGCUAUAACGCGGAACACAGAUAUACUUAUAGGCAUGCAUGGUGCUGGAUUAACCCACCUGCUUUUCUUGCCGAAUUGGGCUACAAUUUUCGAGCUUUAUAAUUGUGAAGACCCUAAUUGUUAUAAAGAUUUGGCGCGCCUGCGUGGCGUUAAUUACAUUACAUGGGAACGUGAAGAACUACUCUAUCCGCAAGAUGAAGGUCAUCAUCCGCAGGGUGGAGCCCAUGCAAAAUUUACAAAUUAUCGUUUUGAUAUAAAAGAAUUCACACGACUUGUGGCAAAAGCCGCCGAUCUAGUAUAUACACAUAAUGAGUACCAGAAAUUUCAGACGCAGCAAAAUAACAAGCAUCCAAACACUCAUAGUGCGGGCGAACAGAUUUUGCAGCCGAAAGAAGAGCUGUAGAGGUCUAUUUAUGCAGUAUUUUCAAAGUUAAGUAAUUGUGAUCUUGAAUAAAAUUUAAGUGGUAAAGUAAUAUAAUUCUUUUUAUAUUCUUUUGUAAUUUAAUUUUUUUAAGCUGAAAAUUUUAUCCGACUCAUUAUCAUUAUAAUAAAAUUAUUUUUUUAAUUUAUUAUAGUUAAGGUAA
Messenger RNA from Bactrocera dorsalis (oriental fruit fly), 2452 nucleotides. RefSeq names its product EGF domain-specific O-linked N-acetylglucosamine transferase (gene Eogt). The record is from RefSeq and is a predicted model, not a curated record. Lineage: Eukaryota; Metazoa; Arthropoda; Insecta; Diptera; Tephritidae. The transcript is spliced from 3 exons. Bases 583 to 2271 code for a protein of 562 amino acids. Gene Ontology annotation, molecular function: protein N-acetylglucosaminyltransferase activity. Gene Ontology annotation, cellular component: endoplasmic reticulum lumen.